This is a messenger RNA of Miscanthus lutarioriparius, 1353 nucleotides long. NCBI's taxonomy places the organism in Eukaryota, Viridiplantae, Streptophyta, Magnoliopsida, Poales, Poaceae. The record is from the annotation of a GenBank genome assembly.
AUGGAGCAUUUUGGUAGUGUUUAUACUGAAGAUCCACGUCAUGUUCUUCAAGCUGGCUGCGACGACAAUGUGUGGCGCUCCUUCCACAAAGGCAUGGAAGAGAAGCUGUGGCGUGUGGACACCUUGCUGCUUGCCAGCGCCAUCAUGGUGGGCGUUAUAGUUGGGAUAGAUGCCUAUAGCCAGCGCUACCGUCACCACCCCUUCACCCGUUUUAUCUACCUCGGCGCCACCACACUGUUCUUGACUAUCAUCUCCUCCGUCGUCUCAUCCAUCAACACUGGAUUCGACUAUAGCAUGAUCAUCCCUGACAUAUGGGACCAGAAAGCCCCUUCCUUGAUGGCAGUGUGCAAUCCGGACAAGCACUCUGUCCUGGUGGUAACAUGGGCACAGCUUGUUCAGAAUGUCCUCAUCAAUACCAGCAUAGUAGUCGCUGUUGACAAAAGAGAAGGUCGCAGCACAGGCCCUCCUAUGGAACUGCUUGCUCAGGGGGUCUGGAUCCUUUACCUCGGUAUCAGCCAUAUCUACAUACUUCAGGCCACAUCCCACCAUACCUUGGACUUCACUCUUCUCUAUCUCCUUGAAGUCUUACCUUUUGUCCUCACUCUAGCCAAACUGGCAUUCAAAUUUUAUGCUGCUAAAUUUGCGCAGCAAUCCUUCGCCUUUGGGCGCAAUCCUUGCCUUGUUUCUAGGUACAUGCGACAGCUGCAACCAAUGGCCGUACCUCCACCCCCACUAUUGGUUAUGGGAGAAGAGAGCAGGCACAUCGAGAAGCAUCCUCGCGGGUACGUGUUGAUGGAUGAUGACGACAACUCAGGAUCGAGAACAAUGUCGUCGUCGUCGUUGCACAAACCAGGCAUUAACGGUUUGGUGACAGUUGACAGGGUUUGGCAGCAGCUAGAUGGCAACAACGGCACAAUGCUUCUUCCAGCGCGAACAACACAGAGGCUAAAGAACUUGUGCUUAUCUUUUGCAUUGUUCAAGCUGCUGCGAUGUCGAUUCGCAAGGUACGAGCUUGCUGACGCUGUCUCUGGCUCUGAUAUGAAGAACUCAUUCGGUUAUUUCUGGAGCCUGUUGCUCAAGGAUAGUGAACCAGCUGAUAGGGUGUUUAGGGUGAUUGUGGAUAGCCUCUCUUUCCUUCAUGACUACUACUACUCGUCCCUCCCCAUCUCCUACUCAAAGUGUUGGCUACCCAUCGUGGGCAUCCUUAUCUCGCUCUGCAGCAUAUGCUACUGUAUCUUUCUUUCAGUAUGGAUGAUACACAAUAAGUAUGGUUGGGUGCAUGAGUGCAUCAUCAGAUUGAGUGUGUCAUCCGAUGUAAAGGUGCAGCUUCUGACGUCUUUGGAAGCCUACUAG